Sitodiplosis mosellana (orange wheat blossom midge) is the source of this 1645-nucleotide messenger RNA. Its product is annotated as proton-coupled amino acid transporter-like protein pathetic. Gene Ontology annotation, molecular function: amino acid transmembrane transporter activity. NCBI's taxonomy places the organism in Eukaryota, Metazoa, Arthropoda, Insecta, Diptera, Cecidomyiidae. Gene Ontology annotation, biological process: amino acid transmembrane transport. The record is from RefSeq and is a predicted model, not a curated record. The transcript has 9 exons. Gene Ontology annotation, cellular component: vacuolar membrane. The annotation marks the transcript as partial.
UAUACUCAAUCUUCCCAUGGAUGAAAAAAAGGCACAAGCAGUUGAAAUAUUGGUAUCGUGUGCUGUUGUCCUCUCCUUUAGUUUGACAUUGUAUCCCGCCAUUGAAAUUGCCUAAAAUGCGGUCAAAGAUCGCUGUAAAAAGAGACAAGUGAUGGCAAAUUAUAUUGUGAGAGCAACACUUUCGAUCUCCGCUAUCACGGUUGGAUUUUGCCUACCGUCAAUAGGUUCGUUGAUGGCAUUGAUUGGUGCAUUUGGUUUUUCAAUAACUGGUUUGCUUUUCCCGACAAUUAAACAAUCGUUACAACCGACGUGAAAAGUUUGGACACUGGACAGCCCUGUUCUAGUUUUUUUACAAAUUUUCUGAAAAAAAUGUGUACACCACCCAACCUUGUUUUUUUAUAUACUUAUUUGACAAUGGUCGUCAACGAAUAUUAAAUUAUAUCUUAAUUGGAAAGAUAAGGAGAAUAAUUGGUGCAACCAAAUGAAAAUUAUUGUGAGUACGCUUUCUACGGUGAGCUGAUCAACAAACCGUAACCUCUUUUGAUAUAACUAUUGGAUCAUUUUCACCAAUUAUGGACUCAAAAAAUAGAUUGAAGCCGGUCUUAAGAGCAACAACAAAUGAUUCUGAAAGAGCGUCAACUGAAUUCGAUCCAUUUUCAGGGAGAAAAGUCGAACAUCCCACAAAUGAUUAUGAAACAUUGGCUCAUCUUAUGAAAGCAUCUCUAGGUACUGGAAUGCUUUCUAUUCCAUACGUAUUUAAACUGAGUGGUUUGUGGUUUGGUUUAAUACUCACAUUAGUGACAUCAUUCAUCUGUGCACAUUGUAGUUACAUAGCAGUGAAAUGUGCGCACAUUCUGUACAAACGAAUAAAAGUUUCAUCGAUGACAUAUCCCGAAGUGGCUGAAGCUGCAUUCGCUAAUGGUCCCAAAAGAGUGCGUUAUCUGGCGAAAACUGCUAGAUAUUUUGUAACGAUUUGCACGUUUAUCACUUACUUCGGCGCAUGCUCUGUAUAUGCAGUGAUCGUUGGCAAGAACACAAAACAAAUGGUCGAGUACUACUACCCUGGAAGUGAAAUUGGUAUUCGCGUAUCGAUUUUAAUAUUCUUGCUGCCACUAGUUCUACUCACAUCAAUUCGGAAUCUGAAAUUUCUGGCUCCCGUUUCGAUAUUGGCCAACUCUUGCAUGGCGGCGGGAUUGAGCAUUACAAUCUAUUAUUUUGUAAGGGAUUUACCAGAUAUUCGUGAGCGCCCCUUUUUGAAUGAUGUUAGUGGAAUUCCAGCCGCAAUACCGAUGACGGUUUUUGCAAUUGAAGCGAUCGGUGUGAUAAUGCCGCUUGAAAACCAAAUGAAAAAACCACAAAACUUUGUGGGAAUUUUCGGCGUUUUAAACCAAGGAAUGGCCAUUGUUACGGCCGUCUUUGUUAUACUCGGAUUCUUCGGAUAUUGGUGCUUUGGUAAUGCUUCCGAAGAUAAUAUUGUACUCAAUCUCCCCGUUGAUGAAAAAAAGGCACAAACAGUUAAAAUAUUAAUAUCGUGUGCCGUUCUCCUCACAUUCAGUUUAACAUUGUAUCCUGCCAUCGAAAUUACCUAUAAUGCGGUUAAAGAUCGCUUUGAAAAGAAACAAGUGAUGGCAAAUUAUAUUGUGAG